Molecule: messenger RNA, 987 nt
Organism: Oldenlandia corymbosa var. corymbosa
Lineage: Eukaryota; Viridiplantae; Streptophyta; Magnoliopsida; Gentianales; Rubiaceae
Source: the annotation of a GenBank genome assembly
AUGGCAGCAAAACAGGAAAAUUUGGCAGCCAAAAUCCCAGAAAUAGUGUUGAAUUCAGGCCACAAAAUGCCAGUGAUUGGUUAUGGAUGUGGAGGCAGUAAAGCACCUCCAAUGGAGGAACUGAUAUCAGUUUAUGUUAAGGCUAUGGAGAUUGGUUACAGGCACUUUGACACAGCAUCUUUCUAUGGAACAGAAGAAGCCUUAGGAAAAGCAGUGGCUAAGGCAUUGGAAAUUGGUUUGAUUCAAAAUAGAGAUGAAUUGUUCAUCACUUCUAAACUCUGGAUUACUCAUACUCAUCAUGACCUUGUUCUUCCAGCUCUUAAGCAAACUCUCCAGAGACUGGGGCUAGAGUAUUUGGACCUUUACCUAAUUCACAUGCCACUGAGAGUUAAGCAAGAGGCUAAUGCAUUCGAGCUUAAAGAAGGCGAUGGUCUGCCUUUCGAUAUGCUUGGGACUUGGAAGGCCAUGGAAGAUUGCUACAAAUCUGGAUUGACCAAAUCUGUAGGUGUGAGCAAUUUCUCUUGUGAAAAAAUCUCCAAAAUCCUUGAAAACGCCACCAUCCCACCUGCUGUUAAUCAGGUGGAAAUGAAUGUUGGUUGGCAGCAGCGAAAAUUAAUGCCAUUUUGCAAAGAGAAAGGAAUUCAGGUGUGUGCAUAUUCCCCACUUGGAGCUUAUGGUAAAUCUAUAUAUGGCUCCAAUGCUGUCAUGGAGAAUGAAAUUCUCAAAGAUAUCGCAGCUUCAAAGAGCAAGACCAUUUCUCAGGUGGCACUGAGAUGGAUAUAUGAGCAAGGAGUAACCCCAAUCGUGAAGAGUUUCAAUGCAGAAAGGAUGAAGCAAAACCUCCAAAUAUUUGAUUGGCAACUCAGCAAAGAAGAGAAUGAUCAAAUUCUGCAGAUCCCUCAGCUUAGAGUCGCUAAUGGAGAUAUUUUCAUUAUAAAAAAUGGGCCCAUUAAAUCGAUUGAAGAAUUAUGGGAUGGCGACAUUUGA